This is a messenger RNA of Magallana angulata, 700 nucleotides long. RefSeq lists its product as uncharacterized. The record is from RefSeq and is a predicted model, not a curated record. The coding region runs from base 16 to 657 and encodes 213 amino acids. NCBI's taxonomy places the organism in Eukaryota, Metazoa, Mollusca, Bivalvia, Ostreida, Ostreidae. The transcript is spliced from 5 exons.
UCAUUAUUUGAUCACAUGCUGCGCUCGCCCCAACGGUCGCAUCGUAAAACAUUAUUACAGGCAUCUGAAUCGCUGGUAAGAGUAAAAUCGAGGGACUCUGAACCUAAAAUUGGCUUGAGCCUCGCUGUGAAUUUCGCGCAAGUCUCCGAAGCGGAGCUUAGGCCUAUAGACAAAGACCCAACAACUGACGAGGAACCAAACAUGGAUAGUUCUCCAACAAUGCUCAUAUUUUUUAUCACAAUCGUCUCAUUCUUUGGACUAGGGGAGUGCGGAGAAUGCUGUCGUAUACGUAACAUCUUAACUUCUGACACUGAUGACGUUUGGUGCUCUGACUACUGCUGUAUAAGCCUGGGAAACACUUACUGUUGUGCUAGCAGUAUCCUGCAGGCUCCAGAGGAGGACCGACUCCCAUUCUGUUUUAACUGGUUCCACGUUUAUGUGUGGGUACCUAUUGUUGUUUCGAUUGGGAUAGUGGUUCUGUGCAUCGGAUGCUGCAUCUGCUGUUGCCGAGCCUGCUGUGGCAGAAGGAGGGAGACCAUCAUUGUCCAGGGCGGACAGCCAAGUGGGACCACAGUGGUUGCCCAGCAACAAGCGACCAUGAUGAAUCCUGUUGGUUACGCACCUUCUCCCUACAGUGCUGGAUACGACCAGCCUUGAAUGGUGGCCAAAGAACAACAAACAAGAUUUCAUAGUCCGUUAU